AUGCUCGUAUGUUGUCGAAGCAGCUUAUCUCUCCUUGCGCGCGCGACCAUGCCGUUGUGCUGUUCUCGGCGUUUUUUGACCCAUCAGAACAACAUUGAUGAUAUCAGCGGCCUCGUAGACACUAACAGCAACUCUGUUAGUGACGGGCGGCUGCAUUGCAGCACGGGGGAAGGUGGAAAGGCUUCGACGUGUGAGCGCGUAUCGUUGCGGACCAUCGCCGAAUCGCUGGGAGCAGCGGCAGCGGCGGAACUGCGAGCCGAGGUGGAACGUGACACGCGAGAUGGCGUUGCGGCGAUUCCACCGCUACCGCCACUUGGCUGGAGGGUUCGCCAUCCUUCAGGGUCUAAUUAUUUCGUUAUGACGCGCACUUUAAAGAACGGCGUCCAGUCUGCGGAGCUGAACAAUAGGCGUUAUCGUAGCGUUCACGAUAUUUUUUUGCAGUCUUUACAAAAAGGUGGGCACAAGUAUGCGCAAAAGGGGAAAGGGAGCGAAGGUAGGCAGAAACAUGCCAAAGAGGAGGAGGAACCACCCUCACAGGAAGACGGCAAGUCUUCACCGAAGGUUACUGUUGGGUACGACCGGGAGGGGCGCGGUCACCGCGCCACACUUCAACGAAUGGACGAGUUGCACGACUCCCCCAAGCUGAGUCGUGCUGAUGUGCAUCUGACGGUAUUUGCACCUUUCCGCGUGUACGACCCGUCAUUACAUGACCCCACAGUGGACAUUUGCGAGUGGUCCUCUUUUGACUUAGUUGUGCAGAAAACGGUGCCUGACAACAGGGUUGCAAACAAGCUUCUUCAGCCACUCUCGUGUACCCCACAGGACGGUGCUCUCAGCAUGUACGUAUGUCUCGCCAGUGUUAACAGUGAGAUGCGCAUUCGAUCCAUACAGCUUCUUUCCAUGAAGGAAGCGCAGGCUCUUGUUGAGCACGCAUGUUUCGGGAAUGGUGAGCCGCUCUUCUUGGAACUCCUUCGGCGAAGGGGACGGCGUCGGCCGCUGGUGGAGAGACGCUUUGAUGAUCCUCGACUGCGAUAUGAGGAAGUUGCGCAACCUCAACAAGUAGCUGAUGAGGCCGCCGUGGCGUGUUCUUCUUCAUGCUACGGACCUUAUUAUCCUGCAUUUGAGAUGCUGAUGGACUCCUGUGGUAGUGCGGGUGAGUACAGUCGUGCUCUUUGCUACGGAGGUCCCUACGUGAGUGAAUUGUCAAGGGAAUUGUGUGACGCUUUAUUGGAUUACAUCAAAGGCGACUUGGGUGUAUCAGAUCAACUGUGCGAGUAUGUGUGUCAAAUGCAAUUCUUCCUAGAGCAGGAGGAGUACAUGACGUGGCUGGGACAAGUACAGCAUGUGGCAAAUGCUGUAUCGCGAACUGCAUAG
Molecule: messenger RNA, 1374 nt
Organism: Trypanosoma brucei brucei TREU927
Lineage: Eukaryota; Euglenozoa; Kinetoplastea; Trypanosomatida; Trypanosomatidae
Exons: 1
Coding region: 1-1374 (457 amino acids)
Cellular component (GO): mitochondrial matrix
Source: RefSeq, a predicted model, not a curated record